AUGCGCACGCAGCAGCAACAGUACGAGCCGCUGGGCACGCUCGCGCCCGCGCUCUUCGGCAGCGUGCAAAAGUGGCUCCACGUGCCGUCGGGCGAGUGCGUGGCCGUCAAGCGCAUGGAGCUGCGCUUCGCCGCGCGCAAGCGCUGCAAGAGCUCGGAGCGCGCCGUGGACGAGGACGUCUUCGCCGAGAUCAAGAUCAAUCUGCGCGUGCAGGCGCUGGGCGGCCACGCGCACGUGCUGCCGCUGCGCGACUGCAUCAUGGAGGACGAGGCCGUGCUGCUCGUGCUCCAGUUCUGCGAGCGCGGCGAGCUGCUCGACCUGCUCAACCGGCAGCGCGCCGCCGGGCUCGAGGUCGACGCGCCGCGCUACUUUGCGCAGAUCCUGCGCGGCGCCGAGUUCCUCCACGCCAACGACAUCGCGCACCGCGACCUGUCGCUCGAGAACGUGCUGGUGGACGCGUGCGACUGCUGCCAGAUCACGGACUUCGGCUUGGCCACGCAGUGCUCCGGCACGAUGGCAGUCAAGCCGGUGGGCAAGCUUAGGUACAUGGCGCCCGAGGUGAGUGCGGCGCUGGUGUAUGACGACGCGCUGUCGAGCGAGUACGACCCCAAGGCCGCCGACGUGUGGGCGCUGGGCGUCAUGCUGUACGCCAUGGUGGCGGCGCGGUAUCCGUUCAAGGAGCCGCUUCGUCGGGACAACCGGUUCAGGUUGCUGGAGGACUUUGGAGUGGAUUAUUUGCUGGAGAAGGACGACGUGGACGUGAGUGGGAAGGAGGACGUCGUGGACUUGCUGAGGAAGCUGCUGGUCGUGGACCCUGCCAAGCGCGCGACGCUGGCACAGCUCGAGUCCCAUCCGGCGCUGCCCGCUGAGGUUGAGAGUGAGACGCGACCGGCGAGUCUGACGGAGAAGCCUGAGGACUCGCAGCCUCUGCUCUCUGUAGCUGCUAGCAAUGAAGACGGGCGGCGACGCGCGCGGUCGCUUGGACGCUUCACCGGGAAGGGCUCACUGGCGUCGGUGGGCCCCAACACUCCGCUAUCCAACGCUGAGAAGAGCAAGCAAGCUCUUGCUGCGUCGGCACUGAAAUCAACAGCAGUGGCUGCAGCUCCUGCCACGGGGUCCAAGAACCCUCGCAGGUUGCUGCGGAAGUGCUUCGCCACUGCGCGAGCGUAA
Messenger RNA from Phytophthora sojae, 1170 nucleotides. RefSeq lists its product as hypothetical. The record is from RefSeq and is a predicted model, not a curated record. Lineage: Eukaryota; Oomycota; Peronosporomycetes; Peronosporales; Peronosporaceae. The coding region runs from base 1 to 1170 and encodes 389 amino acids. The transcript has a single exon. Gene Ontology annotation, molecular function: ATP binding; protein kinase activity. Gene Ontology annotation, biological process: protein phosphorylation.